Molecule: messenger RNA, 2042 nt
Organism: Trichosurus vulpecula (common brushtail)
Lineage: Eukaryota; Metazoa; Chordata; Mammalia; Diprotodontia; Phalangeridae
Product: solute carrier family 40 member 1-like
Exons: 1
Biological process (GO): iron ion transmembrane transport
Cellular component (GO): basolateral plasma membrane
Molecular function (GO): iron ion transmembrane transporter activity; peptide hormone binding
Source: RefSeq, a predicted model, not a curated record
GCACUCCAGUUAAUGACAAAAACAUAAAAACAUCAAUAGCAGCAGCAACAGCAGAGGACAAAGAAUAGUCAACAAGGAGCACCUGUUGUCAUGACCCGUGAAAAUGACCAAAAUGCUCAUGGAGGAUGCUGUGAAUCCUUUAAAGACUAUGUUACCUCCACAAAAUUUCUUCUCUUUUUUGGUCAUGCUCUAUCCACUUGGGGAGAUCGGAUGUGGCAUUUUGCAGUAUCUCUGUUUCUGGUUGUGCUCUAUGGAAACAGCCUGCUCUUAACUGCUGUCUAUGGGCUGGUGGUGGCAGGUUCUGUUCUGAUCCUGGGAGCCAUCAUUGGAGAUUGGAUAGAUAAGAAUCCAAGGCUUAAAGUGGCCCAGACUUCUUUGAUUGUACAGAAUGUUUCAGUCAUCACGUGUGGUAUCGUCCUAAUGAUGGUUUUCUUGCAUAAAGUUGCUCUUCUGAUCAUGUACAGUGGAUGGGUUCUUACUUCCUAUUAUAUCCUGAUCAUCACUAUUGCAAAUAUUGCAAAUUUGGCCAGCACUGCAACUGGGAUCACAAUUCAGAGAGACUGGAUUGUUGUUGUUGCAGGGGAUGACAGAAGCAAAUUAGCAGACAUGAAUGCUACAAUACGAAGAAUUGACCAGUUAACUAAUAUUCUGGCCCCCAUGGCUGUUGGUCAGAUAAUGACAUUUGGCUCUCCAGUGAUUGGCUGUGGGUUCAUUUCUGGAUGGAAUUUGGUGUCCAUGUGUGUAGAGUACUUCUUACUCUGGAAAGUUUACCAGAAAACCCCAGCUCUAGCUUUGAAAGCUUCUCCAAAAGCAAAUGAAACAGAACUGAAACAACUGAAUUUACAGAAAGAUAUUGAGACAGCCCAGGAGGGAUCCCAUCUGAUGGGUGAAAAAGAUUCUAAGAAGUAUGAGUAUGAGAAUGAAACAGAGCCUGGCUGUGCUUCCCAGAUAGUGGAGCCUUUCCGUACUUUCCGUGAUGGAUGGAUCUCAUAUUACAACCAACCAGUGUUUCUUGCUGGCAUGGGUCUUUCUUUCCUCUAUAUGACUGUCCUGGGCUUUGAUUGUAUCACUACUGGCUAUGCCUACACUUGGGGUCUGAGUGGCUCAGUGCUCAGUCUUCUCAUGGCAGCCUUAGCUAUCACUGGUAUUAUGGGAACAGUGGCUUUUACCAGACUACGAGAAAAGUGUGGACUGGUUUGAACAGGUCUAAUCUCUGGAAUAGCCCAGAUAGCCUGUUUGAUCCUCUGUGUGGUCUCCGUUUUCAUGCCUGGAAGUCCUUUGGACUUAUCAGUUUCUCCCUUUGAAGACAUCAGUUCUAGAUUUAUUCAAAGUAAGGAAUUGUCCACACUAGUACCUACAGAAGGACCUGAAACUUCCUUCAUAACUGGAAUGUACAAUUUACUAAAUGAGUCUUAUCCUACUAAGGGAUAUGCAGAGAUGAGUCCAAAGCCUGUACCUUUAAUCUCUGUCAGUCUGCUGUUUGCAGGGGUCAUUGCUGCUAGAAUUGGUCUUUGGGCCUUUGAUUUGACUGUGACGCAGUUACUACAAGAAAAUGUAAUAGAGUUGGAACAAGGCAUUAUAACUGGUGUACAGAACUCUAUGAACUAUCUUCUAGAUCUUGUGCAUUUCAUCAUGGUCAGCUUGGCACCCAAUCCUGAAGCUUUUGGUUUACUUGUGUUGAUUUCAGUCUCUCUUGUGGUAAUGGGUCACAUGAUGUAUUUCCGAUAUGCCCAGAAAACUCUUGGAAAUCAGCCCUUUGUUUGUUGUCCUAAUACAAAAACAGUCACCAGUGAAGCAGAAAGUAAUGUGUCUGUUGUGUAACACAGUUAGUUAAUUGUUGCUAUCCCUGUUACUGAAUUGUAGCACCAGUCCUUACUUUAGGGUACCCAUAAAUGGUCAAGAUGUUUCUUUUGAGUUUAUUACAGUUAUGCCUUAAGGGGCAAGCUUCAAAGAAGCUAAAAAUAUGUAAAUAUGAGUUAAGGAGUCCCCUUCAUAUCUAGGGAUUAAAGGACUAGGAAAAAUACCCCAGUAACUGAAAUAUG